This is a messenger RNA of Clupea harengus (Atlantic herring), 677 nucleotides long. RefSeq lists its product as uncharacterized. NCBI's taxonomy places the organism in Eukaryota, Metazoa, Chordata, Actinopteri, Clupeiformes, Clupeidae. Bases 1 to 657 code for a protein of 218 amino acids. The transcript is spliced from 3 exons. The record is from RefSeq and is a predicted model, not a curated record.
AUGUCGCUCCAGCCACCCAAGAAGUCAUUGCUUCAGAGGGUAAAACCUCCGGGAAAUAAAAUCACUCCAAACAGUGUUGAACUCAACACAGUGGAGAGAGAUAAUUUAACCCUCUCCUGUAACUACAGCUCUGGAAACUAUCUACAGUGGUAUCGCCAGUAUCCAAGAUCAGCACCCCAGUUUCUCUUGUUCAUCACUAGUCCCGAUAAGACAGACAAAUCAGAUGUGGAACCACGAUUCUCUGGGAGAAUGAAUAAGGAGAGAAAUCAGAUGUUUCUGGACAUCUCCUCUGCUAAACUCUCUCUGCUCUCUACUACUGUAUUAAUUUGGGUAAUAAAAAUCACAUCAAACCAAAAUCAAAGUUACACUGAAAACGGAUCUAAUGUCACCUUAUCCUGUAGCUACUCUGACAGAGGUGCAACACCACAGUGGUAUCGCCAGUAUCCACGAUCAGCACCCCACUUUCUCUUGUUCAUCACUAGUCCUGAUAAGACAGAAAAAUCAGAUGUGGAACCACGAUUCUCUGGGAGAAUGAAUAAGGAGAGGAAUCAGAUGUUUCUGGACAUCUCCUCUGCUAAACUCUCAGACUCUGCUCUCUACUACUGUGCCCUGAAGCCCACAGUGAAGGAAACUGGCAAACUGUCAUACAAAAACUGACAUGACGUGACAUGAGAUGA